Molecule: messenger RNA, 6927 nt
Organism: Melanotaenia boesemani (Boeseman's rainbowfish)
Lineage: Eukaryota; Metazoa; Chordata; Actinopteri; Atheriniformes; Melanotaeniidae
Product: extended synaptotagmin-2-like
Exons: 25
Coding region: 179-2977 (932 amino acids)
Biological process (GO): lipid transport
Molecular function (GO): lipid binding
Source: RefSeq, a predicted model, not a curated record
ACAGUUUCCUGCAGAUUCGCUGAGACAGACGGGUCUCCUUCGCAGACUGGAGAAUGAUCUGAAGAGGAAGGAGGGUCUGUGGGUCUAACUGGUCGGCAUGCAUUGGAACUGGCUGCUGGAGUGAUUUUUUUUCCUUUAUUUGUCAAGGAAAACAGCGAACAAGAAGUACAGUAACAGGAUGGAUGGUUCGGCGGGAACAGGUAUAAGGUCGAACGGACCGACUGCAGCGUCCAAAAGCCCGGCAGAAUCACCCCAGACCCCACCUCUACCCCCGGAUGGGCUGAAUGAAGAGCAGCAGUCAUCUCUGACGGAUGUCACUCAAAUGUGGAUUCAAUUUGCCAAAACCUUCGCAAUCAUCUUCCCAAUCUACGUGCUGGGGUACUUUGAGUUCAGCUUUAGCUGGGUUCUGAUUGGACUCGCUCUGCUUUUUUAUUGGAGGAAGAACUAUGGCAGUAAGGACUACAGGAUAAACCAGGCUUUAGAGUUCCUGGAGCACGAAGAGAAAGCAGUGAGGCAAAGUUUGCCAACAUCCCAGCUGCCAUCAUGGGUCCAUUUUCCAGAUGUGGAGAGAGUGGAGUGGGUUAAUAAGACGGUGAAGCAGAUGUGGCCGUUCAUCUGCCAGUUUGCCGACAAGCUGCUCAGAGAGACCAUCGAGCCGGAGGUGCAGCAGGCCAACGCUCAUCUCAGCUCCUUCUGCUUCACCAAGGUCGACCUGGGCGACAAGCCACCAAGAAUCAACGGGGUGAAGGUUUACACAGAAAAUGUGGACAAGAGGCAGGUCAUCAUGGACCUGCAGAUCAGUUUUGUCGGGAACACAGAAAUCGAUGUGGACAUUAGGAAGUACUACUGCAGGGCUGGAAUCAAAAGUAUACAGCUUCAUGGAUUGCUGAGGGUGGUGCUGGACCCUCUGCUGGGAGACUUGCCUCUGGUCGGAGCUGUGACUGCCUUUUUUCUCAAGAGACCUAUUCUGGACAUCAAUUGGACAGGACUCACAAACGUGCUGGAUAUUCCUGGUGUCAAUGGUUUGUGUGACAACAUUAUCCAGGACAUCAUCUGCAGCAAGCUGGUGCUGCCCAACAGCAUCAACGUGUCUCUGGUGAGCGAAACCGAAAUGGCCAAGCUCCGCUUCCCUAUUCCCAAGGGCCUCCUGAGGAUCCACUUCAUCGAAGCCCAAGAAGUAUUGAGUAAGGACAAGCUUUUGGGAGGGCUGAUCAAAGGCAAGUCUGACCCUUACGGAGUCAUCCAUGCCGAGAAGCAUCUCUUCCAGAGCAAAGUCAUCAACGACUCCAACAACCCGAAGUGGAACGAAGUGUACGAGGCCCUGAUUUACAAUCCCAAAGACCACAAUCUGCAGAUUGAGCUUUUUGAUAAAGACCCCGAUGAAGACGACUACCUGGGAAGUGUGUGUGUUGACCUCAUUGAGCUUCAGAAGGAACAAAAGGUUGAUGAGUGGUUUGCGCUGGAUAACGUGGCUACAGGGAAGCUGCACCUCAGACUGGAGUGGUUGUCUCUGCUGCCCACGCCGGAGAAGCUGAGCCAGGCGCUGAUGAGCAUCAGAGCCGAACGGGGUCAAGCCAACGACGGCCUUUCGUCUGCGGUGCUCAUCAUCUUCUUGGAAUCAGCCAAAACCCUGCCGAGCGUCUUCGAGGGGAACCUGGGCUCUGGCUACUUAAAAGAAAGGCGAGCAGCAGGCCUUGUGUUCUGCGAAAACACAGCUUCUCUCUAUAGGAGCUUAUUUGGCAAUCCGUUAGAGUUCAACGAAGCGGGGCUGAAGAAGGCCUCGAUCAGUAAGGCCACCAAGUCUGGUAAAAAGGUGACCAGUGAUCCCAACCCAUGCGUCCAGUUCAGAGUGGGACACAAAAGCUUCGAGAGCAAGACCAGAUAUAAGACCAAUAACCCAGUGUGGGAGGAGCACUUCACCUUUCUGAUCCACAACCCCAACAUCCAAGAGCUGGAGGUUGAGGUGAAGGAUGAGAAACAUCAUUGUCAAUUGGGGACAUUAACGGUGCCUCUGAGCCGCCUGCUUGAAGCAAAGAACAUGAUGAUGCAUGAGCACUUCCCUCUCAAGUGUCCCGGGCCAAGCUCCACCCUCAAGAUGAAGAUGGCACUGCGGGUGCUCUGUCUGGAAAAGGACACGUCCUUGCCCUCAAACUCCACCCCGUCCUCUGUGCAGGUCCGCAAAUCCAGCUCGUCUAGUUCGACCCCACAACCUUCUGCUUCUUCAGAAUCCCCCAAGUCUCCUCCCUUCGCCAACUCUGACAUCCCUCGUUCUGCCUCCGUGUCGACGCAUGAUCUGCUGAACGAGCGGUGGGAGGGUGAGGGGCCUACAAGGUCCUUGGGAAGCACAGACUUGGUGCAGGGCGGUGUUGGAAAAGCAGAAAAUCCGAGCUUGGCUGAGACCGGAAGAAGCAGCUCUAAUCUGGCCAUCUCUGGCUCCCAGCAGUUUCUGGCUGGAGGCAAGGAGCCAACGCCCAGCAUCGCGUCAGAUAUCUCCAACCCGUACUCUGCUCAGGAACUGAAGCAAAGACUCCAGCAGCUGCAGAAUGGGUCGGGCCCCAGUUACGUCCCACUUGGUGAGAUCCAGCUGACCAUCAGACACAGCGCGCCGACCAACAAACUCAUUGUAGUCGUUCACUCCUGCAGAAACCUGAUCGCAUUCACCGAUCAUGGCUCAGAUCCCUACGUCCGUCUCUACCUGCUUCCUGACAAACGGCGGUCCGGCAGGAGGAAAACUCACACACACAAGAAAACACUCAACCCAUCCUACGAUCAGAAGUUUGACUUCAGCGUUUCCCUCGUUGAGCUCCCCAGACGGACUCUGGACGUCGCGGUGAAGAACGGUGGAGGGCUGUUCAACAAACACAGAGGCCUUCUUGGAAAGGUUCUUGUGGAUUUGACUCAUGAGGAAAUCACCAAAGGUUGGACACAAUGGUUUGAGCUGAGUGAAGAUGGCCUGAAGAAGCCACACCAACUAUAAGAAGUCUUCAUCAUUAGCAUCAUCAUUAUCAUAUCACCACACUUCCACUUAUUCCACAGUGACAUUUAUUCUUCCUUAUAUUCAUAACUGUAAAAAGAACUGAUUCAAAGAAGAAGCCUAUGAAACUCAUUUAAUCUCAUCAGUCGCAAGGCAAACCUCCCCUUUAAGACGUUAGUGUUGUUCUAAAGGGAGACUAGAAAUUAUCUACUGCUGUGGAAGUCUAUUUUCCAUAUUUAUAGAAGCUGUUAACAGUCUCUUUUUUUCUUUUCAAACAAAGUUUCCACAAGUUUGUAAAUACUGUAAAGUGAUGCUGGACGAAUCUGAGUGUGGUUUAUUUUACACAUGAUGGAGAGGUGCCGUGUCUUACUGGCCAAAUGAUUGUAAUUUUAUUUGAUUUUAUAUAUUUUUCUUUUAAUGAAAAACAUUCUAUACAAAGUUUUUAAACCAGAGCAGAGUAGUCGCACCAAAGAUACAUAAAGUAUUUAAUAUUUUGGGUUUUGGUGACACAACAACACAUUGGCUUUAUGCCACUGUAAGAACAGAGAUAAAUAAACCAAGUAAAAAAAGAAUAUUGGGCUAAAUAUAAUGUGACUUUGUUCAUUUGCUAAAGAUUUUCAUUUCAAACUACACACGUGUUUGUUACAUUGAAAUAAGGCCAUUGUUGAGUGUUGCUGUCUUUUUUUUUAUUGAGUGCAACUCUUUACUCUUGUAGUUUAGACUCAAAAAUCACGAGUAAUCAAUGUAUAAAUUGUACACAAGAGAAAAUAAAGGACUUUUUUUAUGAGAAACAUUUUACAUUGGGCCUUUAAAUAUAAAUAAUUUAAGUGAGAACAUGGGGCUUUCAUGCCUGUUGCGUAUAAAACUAUUAGCUUAGCUUAGAAAGACAAGUAUGCUAGACUUAAAUAUCCAUUCCCUCAAAGUUAUUUUUGUACCUUUAAUGUUCUCCCCAAGAGAAAUCUCCUGUAACUCCACUAAACUUUCUUGUGAAAAGAAUUUGAAUGUGCUCAUGAGACAGAACCAGGUUAGCCUUUUUCCCCUUUUAACAGUGCGUAAUGCUAAGCUAAGCUAAGCUAACUGCUGCUGGCUUUGCAGUUAACAGAUGAAGAGAAAUGUUAGUAAAGUCAUCAAUAGCAAAAUGUUCAAACCAUCCCAGCACAGAGUUGAGUUGUAUCUAAAAAGCUGUUUAAUAGUCGAUCACAAUCUCCUUAUCUUGCUGAAGCCAAAAUGUUCAGAACUCAGACUUUGAUUAAAAUUCAGAUUUUGUGUUAGUUUUCAACAAAACCCUAUAUAAUCCUAGUAUGCCUUAUAACUUCGUAGAUGUAGCCUCAGACUUCUGCCUUUAGUAUUUGAAGAUGUUUGAUUAUGCAAGUUAGCCCAGUCUGUUGCCUAAGUUAUGACACUGCAUCUGCAUGUGUUGUUCAUGAGAUGAGACGCCUAUGCAGGUAAUUAGUACAUACGCAGAUAUAAACACAAAUGCACAAGAAACAGUCCCAAUAGAGAAGAGCAGAGCUGUAGGAGAGACUCUCACAUGCCUGUUUUCAACCAAAGUGGUUUUAUUGCUGGUUCAGGGCUGGUCCGUGAGCCACAUCAGCUAAUAACUUGUUUCAUUUUUCUUUCUUUUUAUUUUAACACUGCAGAGGAAUGACCACAGAGCCCAUCGUAACAUCACACUUUCAACAUAUGUUUAAGCCUCUAGGUAGACUAUUUCUACACGGAUCGUAGAUUUAGUCUUGCUUUCCAUACAAACCUGUAUGAUUUCAGUCAUCUAGUUUAUAAAUACUGGCUCAGGCAGCAGUGAAUGUUUGUAAAUGCAUUUUUGUAAUGUCGAAAGGUGUUUCCACUGCUGAAUGGUUUUUAUGAACGAUGUCCAAAUGGUAUUUAUACACAUGGUUUCAGGCUGCCAAAAAUAAAACAACAUUUAUAAAUGAACUUGUAAAUGCUGUUUAUAAAUCCCGUUGGAAGCAUCUAUUGUGAACACGCGUGGGUGGUGGGAUUUAAACUUUAAACAGCAUUAAAAUAAGAGAAAUAAUUAAUUAUUUUGACUUCACAUCCUUGUUGAAGCUCAGUUUAACUAAAUCAGACUAGAUGUGAAACUGGAUUUACUGACAUCCAGUCUGGUUGAUUACCUCAUCCAUUUUCCUAGGCUGGAACCAGCACCUUGGUGGUGCAAGCAGAACAAACUGGUUUGAAGUUUGGCACUAAUGUUGAGAAAUCUUUAUCCUUUAUCCUGCAUUUCAGGGUGGAAGUGUCUGUUCAUGGUAAUGACUGCAUGUUCUAUUCACAUGUCCUCCGAUGUAAUAUGAAAUACCAUUUUAACAUGUUAAAAGAAAAUAGUAGUGAUAAUAAAAUGAUUAUCUAGACUAAUAAUCAGGAAGAACCAGACCUUCAUUUGAAACAAGCUAACAUCAAAAACAGGAUUUUUUUUAACCUUGUCUUCAUCCUGGGUUAAAAUCUUCCAUGUUUAUGUGCGUUAUGUGCUCUAAUUUCCAUUUCUAAAAUGUAAAUUUACUUUUUAUUGUUACAUUUUAGAGAAGCAAGUCUGCAGGAUCAAAAUUAUUUCCUUUAAAGAGAGUGGAAGCCUUCCUGUCUGUUUUUCCCCAUAUUAAAGACCCCUUAGUGGUGUAUUGAUGUAUCAAAACCCUGUCAUUAAAACCUGAUUAGUUUCCAUAGCAACUCAGGUUCCCAUGACUUGCCAUGGGAUUUAAAAGUUCCUUUAAAAAAAACACUUUUUUUGUGCAACAAAUUUCACUUAAUUUUACAGGGAUUGCUUCAAGCUUUAAAAGAUGCUUUAGUUGCAGAAAACAAGUAAUAUAAAUCAUAUGAAGCCACAUUUAGCAGCUUUAUAUGAUGAAAUAUAAAGAAUAUGAUUUUUUAAAAUUAAAACAAACAACAGGGUUUGUUGUUGUUGUCUGUGACACUUCAUUUGAAUGUUUAUGUGUUUAUAUCCACAUUAGUCUUAACUUGUCAUGAAUUAACAUGCAUUUUGUUAUUUUAGUGUAUACAAAGAUUAUAUAUUGAACACUUCGUGUACAGCCCUCACUUUUAUGGAAGCUUUUUUUUUAUCACCAACACGAACACAGGAUACAUAUUAAACACACGAAAUGACAGCUUUUCACACAGCCAAAGAGCAUCAGUUUUGUCUUUACUACAAGGUGGUUGGUGGACUCUAUUGACCUUCCAAGCAGGUAGAUUUUGCCAUGUUGUAUUUGCAUUUAGCAUCAAAGUAUUUUGCAUUUGUCCAUGUAAACUGCAUUUUGUGACUUGUCAUUGUUUUUGUUUUGUUUUCCAGCUGGCAUCUUCUUUCUGUCAUUUUGUGCUUUGUUUCAUGAAAAAUAUUAAGAAUGUUCAUCAAAUUACUGAGCUGUGUCUCUAAGUUUGUCUUUAUCAUUGUAUCUUGUGCCUUACAAUUCAUAACCCAUGUGUUUGUGUGUGUGUGUGUUAUAUAUAUAUAUAUAUAUAUAAUUCACAAAACAUUGGGGAUAUUCAACUUCAGUGCAAAAUUUAAAGAAAAUGUAACAUAAAACUUAUGCACUGCACUUAUAUAAUCAAUUUAGAGUAAAAUUAUGUGAUGGUAAUUCCUUCAUUUCAAACAAUUUAUUGAAACAAAAUCUACCAACAAUAAUUGGUAAAGUACAACAUAAAAUGUCAGUGUCUCCAUAGCUUGUCAUGUGUCAGGUGCUUUUUUUGGUCUGGUGGCAUCUAAACAUGAGCAGCAUGUUUACAUCCCAGUUGCUACUGAAACCAGAACAUUUAGUGGUCGAUUUAUGGUUGAGACACCCGCGGAAAAGCGGAAUAUCCCUAGCUUUUGUGAAUAAUACAUCAAAUACCUUAUAUGUAUGUGUUUAAUAUGCGUACAUGUGUGGGGUGAAAAAAAAGGACAAGUAGCUUUAUUUCACAAUGUCUCCUUAAUGUCUUGAAUAAAGAGCUUUGGCUGGAUAUAGCAACACAAA